Messenger RNA from Aspergillus versicolor CBS 583.65, 1707 nucleotides. RefSeq lists its product as uncharacterized. NCBI's taxonomy places the organism in Eukaryota, Fungi, Ascomycota, Eurotiomycetes, Eurotiales, Aspergillaceae. The record is from RefSeq and is a predicted model, not a curated record. The transcript has 2 exons. Bases 1 to 1707 code for a protein of 568 amino acids.
AUGAAUACCCCUAUGCCCCAUCCACAUCACGCUCCAACUCACCCGGGCGAGAGACCUCAUGUCUUGUUCAACACCCCGCAUAGCCCUGUGAACCAUGAUCAGCUAGCGAAUCAGAUGAACCAACUCCGCAUUCAACAAGAGAGGUUUAGCCCAAGAAAUGAAAGAAGGUCGUCAAGGGACUCCAUUGCUAGCACUGAUAUCGACGAAGAUGCGGCGACAUGGUAUGUUGGCUACACAUUCUUCAAGGCCCAGCCAGCUCCGGGCCAUCCAUACUCCUGGAGGAAAGUCGACAAAGCCAAGAUAAACCUGGGGCAGGGUGACCUUGCCGACCUCAUACGAAAGAGGGCUAGGAAAAUGUCGACCGCAGAUCAAUACCAGAGCCUAACUACUAUCAAGCGGCCCCAUGUGGAUCGCGUAAUCGAGGAUCUCCAACAAAGCAACCCUCAAUUCCAAUGGAGCUGUGCCUAUGUAAAAGAGGAGACCCGGGACGUCAAGGGAAAAAGCUUCCGUCGUGAUUACGAAACGACUUCAAUGAGCAUCAUACUCGUGGGAAAACGGACAAACCGAUCAUUUUCUGGCGAACCCCGAGAUUUCAGAGACCAGAUGCCUGGCCAGGCUCAACGUCCCUCACCCCAGAACCAGCAUAGACCUAUCGUCGGAAAUGGACCAUACGCUGAUCCACGAAGUGAGCCAAACAUUUCCCCAACGCCAAUGCCAUCCCAAAUGCCUGGAAUGCAACAUGGGCUUGCACAAUCUCAUCAACCAGGCCCUGCUGCUUUCCGCCUGCCACCACAGAACCCUAUGGCAGCAGACUCCCUACCACAUCCUCCGCUGCCACAUCCACCGAAUCCUAGGCCGGCGGUGCACAACCCGAUAAGUCAGCCGUUUGUGGCGCAUACUAGACCCGAUGACCAAGAGGAUGAUGCACGGAGAGUCAAGGUCGAUCCACGCGUCCAGAAUAAUAGGAACGAGAUGCCCCAUCAGAAUACAACCCACCGUCAUCAGCCCGAAUUUCACGUGGAUCAUCGGAUGAACGCUAAAGGAAAGCGUAUUAAGUCUCCAAAACCGCUUUUUGGAUCAGAGCCGGACCUCGUGUACGACAGCACUAGCAGCGGAGACGAGAACCCGACGCUUGAAUACUACGACGACGACUCGGAGGAAGAGUUCUCUAGCCGAGAAGUCAAGUCAAACAAGGCUCGCCUACUAUCGCGAGGAGGCGUUCAUCGUGGCGCCCGUUCUCCAUCACAGUCCCAUCAUCGUUACCGCACACACUAUCGGAAGCAACCCCGACGGGUUGCAGAUCGUGGGAACAGGAGAUAUCGAGAAGAUGCCGAUAUCGACUUGAUCCCAGCGGAAGGAGUGCAUAGUGCAAGGAACGUGGCCAGGACUCAUGGCAGAGGUCGGCAAUGGGGUGUACAGCCCAGGAUAAUCCACCAAGAGCCGAGCUCCGAUGAACUUGAUGUACUUAUGAUGAACCAGUACCGAGGACAACCCCAGAAUGAGAGCCGAAGCCGGGUUUUGGAUAAUUGGCAGGCAGAGCUGGCACAGCGCGAGAACUUCAUCGAGUACCAGGAGCAGAGACUCAAGAAUACGUUUCGCAACGAUCGGAUGGAUGAUAUGGGUUAUAUGUAUCGUUCAAGGUCUCUGCGAGAUCCCAUGCCCGCAUAUGCCCGUCAUUAUCCACUGAGGGCCCUGAAUUACUAUUAG